Penicillium brasilianum is the source of this 3074-nucleotide messenger RNA. NCBI's taxonomy places the organism in Eukaryota, Fungi, Ascomycota, Eurotiomycetes, Eurotiales, Aspergillaceae. The record is from the annotation of a GenBank genome assembly.
GCCAGCCGCAACCGAUUAACCGCCCAAUUCUCUCAGCAUUGCGAAGACUGCCAUGGGGAAGCAGUCCAAGUGAUAGAAAGUGAAAAUGAACAUUUGGUCAGGGUCCAUCAACUUGAACCCAGAUCGCCAGCUGGAAGGGAUCCGCUUGGUUGACCCGACCUCCCACUGGCAAUGCGACAUAUCAAAAACUGCCAAACUUGGGCUCCGCAGCUUUGUCAAUCCUGCGUUAAUUCCGCUCCAUGCGCGGGCAGGCCCCAACCUCGAAUUACACACCUUGAACGCGGGGACGUCCCAAUGGCUCCAGAGCAAGUUGGCGAGGGCUAUAUGGUUGAACCAAGAUGAACUGGACCUCCACCAGUCUGUACAAUGUCCCGUCGGCCUGCUGGUCAGUAUCGAGGGGCCCCCGGCGAGGAAUACCACGAUGGUCACGACGGAUCUCUUGAUCUACGGCGUGUUGUCGACCGCGUCGUCCUGCGCGCGCCCGCCGACCCCGCCGCACUCGUCGCCGUCCGACGUCCCCGGAAAGCCCAAUCCCACUCCGGGCAAACCAUAUCAAUUGAGAAUAUACGCGGUGCCACUAUCUAAGUCGCUACUCACUCAGGCGCAAGCAUUCCCAUCUCCUCCGCCAAGCUCAGAUGAAGAGCGUGCCUCCACGCAGGCCGAGUUUCUCCCGGAUAUUGGCUCGCCCAGUCCCAAGCGCAAACGUGUCGCAACUCUCUUUGAGGUUGCUGCACAGCACCAUCGGCGCGUCCGGCAGCGCGGCGGCGAGGCCGUCUCUCAACUGAUGGCCUCGUCUCGACCAUCUUCCUCGUCGCAGAAUCUCCAAACGCUGAGGAUAAAGCGCGAGCCCGACGAUGACCCGCCGAGUCUGCCAACGCUGGACCGACUGGCAGCACGCAGGUCACGAUCUGUAUCGAUUGGAGCCGGUCUACACAGACCCGUAAGCAGACUCGGCGCACGCGGAGCUGGAACCCCAGCUCCAGUCUCAGGAUCAGCUCCCGGCGCAGAUCCUCAAAAACGCACCACAACACCAAACCCCUUCCUAGAUCCUCCAUCUCGCCGUGCAUCACAGCAAAUCCAUCCUCCAUCCCUUCUAUCAACCUCAACCUCCGAAAAUAACCUCGCAACACCCAGCUCCCCACCCAAAACCACAGACUCCAUCAUCGCCGAAAAUAAAAACCUAAUCACCCGCACAAUCCUCACCUGCAUGCGCCUUUAUGGCUUCCACCGCUCCAACCCACGCUCUACAUCCUCUCUCUCAAGCAAACUGAAUCCCGCUGGUCCAGGAUCUGCCGCAGAGGCAGAACCAGAUCCCCGGAGCACAACUCCGGCACUGGAGACUCUCCGCGCGGAGACACCUGCCCCCGGAGCAGCUGCUGAUGACGACGAGUUCAAGGCCAUGUAUCAUGCAACGUACAAGGCUUCCGCGUUUGCGCUACGCAAGUAUCUGAAGGAUCCCGGUGCAGGAGUUGCGGGAGCUACGCCUGCGUUGCUGGAGAAGGGGAAGGCUAUGACUUGUAUUGAUGAGUUGUUAAGGCUAUUUUGUGAGGAUCAUUAGGUUCGGUCUGCGUCGGAGCGAGGGUAUGCUAUAUUACGAGAAUAUGAGUUUGCAUUUGGGUUGAUGGUGUUUUGUAGGAUGGGGUCGAUGGCUUGUCAGGAUGUUUUGCGGGAUCACGUCAUGGGAUUUUUGAAGAUUAUUUUGAGUUAUUUGUCAGGCGUUGGAUUUUAUACCCUGUUCGAGAUGUCAUUGCCAUAUCGUCAUACCUUCUGCUUAGUUCAACUCUACUUCCUGUGACCAGUAUCUAGUCGAGUCCAACAUCUUAGCAUCUGGCGAGGCCAUCUCUACGGACAUCUGAUAUCUACUCCCAUGAAGUGAUUGUAUGAAUAGUUUCAUUCCACCAACGCUAAGCCCCAGCGUUCAGCCGGAGAUGAGAAUGCCGAGAAGCCAAACACAAGUCAUCAUAUCAACGCAUAAAAUACAAAGAGCCACAUCACGAGCGCAAAAUAGGUAUAUCGAGUCCAGUCAAUUCAAAUCAAGCCAAUCAAAUCAAUUCAAAGCCGGUCUGGUCUUGUCUGAUUCAAUCCGGUCGCAGUCAAAAAGCCGCAACUUCACAGCGCCAGGUUAUAAGUGUAAUCAUCUUCGAUGUUCUGAGAAACCCAAAGCACGAUAGAGCUGCAAGAUAAUUAGCCACAACACCUCGAAUCUCCCCGAGCCAAAUCAAAGUCUCGAACAGAACGCACCUCAGCAUAACAAGGCCAUUAGCCACCACAUUCGCGAUACCAAAGUACAGCGUCUGAAUAGGAUAAUCUUUCACAAGGUACUUGAGUACCAUAACCGUCUAAAGCCCACAACCACAUAUAUUAGCACAUCAAUAUUCGACCCUUUUCACUCGGAACCGCUUCAAAAUGGAUAAUCCACUGUAGGAGAUAAUGCACGUACCACACUCCCCGCCAAACCCCCAGCCAAAAGCGCAAAUCCCAAGAACAACACGAACCGCGCCUUCCACGCAACCCCGCCCCCGCUGUAGCUAAAGCUAUCGGCUUGCAGCCUGGACUUCUCGAUCGAGUUGAUCACCAGCAUACCCAGCGCAGAGCAGAUACCGGGGAUCCAGUCGACAAAUUUGAUGUGUACGUCUGAGCCGUUGCGCGCGCUGUGGGAGAAGGAUGCAACGUCGAUGAGGAAGAAGAAACCUGCCGCGAACUGGAUAUUGUGGGGGACUGUUAGUAUUUGGGCUUGUAGUGUGUACGGAGGCAUGAGAGGGGGCAGGGGGAAGUCAAUUGCGACGCAUCAUGGGGUCAGACAGGGCAUUAGGGUUGCUGUGCGGGUGAGGGUACGUACCAAAGCGCCGGAGGUGUAGACUCCUGCGUUGCGAACGGCGGAGUUAUUCAGCCACUCGGGCUUGGGAAACCGGAAAAGCCGGUUGCUGGAAACGUCCAUGGUGCUGUAUAUGUCCUGGGUUUGAUGGGUGUGCUUUGAGAUGUGGUGAGCUUCGGAUGCUGAUGACGAUGCGGCCUGGGGUGCGGAGAAAUGUCGGGCCGGUUGGUGGUCGAGAGUGAGGAGGAUGAAACACUUG